This is a messenger RNA of Gossypium raimondii (Peruvian cotton), 1319 nucleotides long. RefSeq lists its product as uncharacterized. The transcript has 10 exons. The record is from RefSeq and is a predicted model, not a curated record. Gene Ontology annotation, cellular component: chloroplast. The coding region runs from base 45 to 1091 and encodes 348 amino acids. NCBI's taxonomy places the organism in Eukaryota, Viridiplantae, Streptophyta, Magnoliopsida, Malvales, Malvaceae.
UAGUUGAGUUGUGGUUGGUUGCGAGGCAAAUACACUAAGCAAGGAUGAUGGCUUCUCCUUUACCUUCCCUCGCCUCUUUCUUUCCCUCAAACCACAAUCCUCCUUCUCUAACUACUGCUUCACUUCCAGUUUCGAAGCUUAUUUUCUCAUCUUUUUCCCCGAAGUUGUCAAGAAACAAGAAAUGGGUCUCACGCAGAAACAGAUUCUAUCCGGCGAAACCAACUGACCAUGAUUUAGACACGACGGGACCAUCCCCGCAAGCCUCAACUCAAAAUGCUGGCAACGCAUCCAUCAGUUUCUUAUCUAUACUUUGUCCUCUUCUCAGAUUAUUCUCUGGAGGAGACCCCUCCCAAGAACGGAAUGAUGCUCUGGAGGUAGCGACAUCUUCUUUAUCCACCUUGGCAAGAUUUCCUUGGGGAUCAAAAUCACUAGCAGAGGGCUCAGAGAGCAAAGAUAUAACCAUUUCCGAUCCUCCCAUUCGCAUGCAACUCUUUGAAUUUGAAGCAUGCCCUUUUUGCAGAAGGGUUCGAGAAGCAUUGACAGAGCUGGAUCUUUCUGUAGAGGUGUAUCCUUGUCCAAAAGGUUCUUUAAGACAUAGAGAAAUGGUUAGAAGCUUUGGUGGAAAAGAGCAGUUUCCCUUCCUCAUUGACCCAAAUUCUGGAAUAUCAAUGUAUGAAAGUGGUGAUAUUGUCAAAUACCUGUUCAAGCACUAUGGUAAAGGAAGAAGCCCCUCAACGGGUCUUUUAGAAAGCACAUUGUUCACUGGAUGGAUGCCAACAAUUCUUCGAGCAGGUCGAGGAAUGAUGCUAUGGGAUAAGGCAAGACGAGACCCACCACCAAAAAAGCUUGAACUUUUCUCGUAUGAGAAUGAUCCAUAUUCACGAAUUGUACGAGAGGCACUUUGUGAACUCGAACUUCCUUACAUCCUUCACAAUGUGGGAGAAGGAUCUCAACGGAUGAAAUUACUCCUUGAGGCAUCUGGAUCCAAAGAGGUUCCGUAUUUAAUCGAUCCGAAUACAAAAACUCAACUUGGUGAUUACAAGAAAAUACUGUCAUAUUUGUUCAAUACAUAUUCGGCAGCCGCUGUAUAGUUUCAUUGCCUUAAACUCUAAGCUACCCUCAUCUGUGCCGUGUUAAAAAGCCUCAGACAGGUAAUGCCAAUUUAAAUUUUUAAAAUAUAAAUAUUUGAUCCGUUGCCCCUAUUUAUGAUGCAAUUGAUUAGGUUGUACGUAAGAUGUGAGAAACUUGUACCUUUUAUACAUGUCGAAAACAAAUAAUGUAAGUUUAUGGUUGAAUUGAAAAUCCAAGUUGCAAGAAAA